AGGAGUGACGCUCUCAUAUAUAGGCCCACACUUCAAUAUUGAAUUUUUUUUGGCAUUUUGCCCACAACCUCCCUAUAACUCAUUUACGUCGGCAAGUAAAAAUUCUACCAGUUGCUAAAACUACACUCCAGCUUAAAAUCAAAGCACAACACCUGCAAUGAUUAUUUUGGUCAGUGUCGGCCACUUCAUAAAACGUUUGUUCGUCCUCGUCGGCAUACCGUGUGGCGCUCCAAUGUGACAGCUGGGAAAACCCAGUGGCGUACUUCACAACUCUCAAAGUUGUUGACAAUAACGGAAAAACUGGAUGACCUAGUACAUUUGGCUAGCCCAAUUAUUCCUUCUCGACUUGUUAUCAGUCCAUCCAUCAUGUUUUUAUAAUUUCUGCUGAUAAUAACACUGGGGUAGAAAAAUACAAGUGUCAUCAUUUACGGAAGUCGAGGAGAAGAGAUCCGAUAGAUCAUUGUGUCUGACGUCAUCUGUCAACACAUGAUGGUCAUGUGAUUCUGGCGCGAACGGUCAAGUGUUUGCACGUUUCGUGGCGGAAGCAUGUGCGCAGCCAGUAACCGAUAAUGAUGGACACACUGUCAUCGAAAUAAUCGAUAUUAAAGAGUCGAUUGUCAUCUCUCAAACUCCACAUCCCCACCUGGCGCUGAUGACGGUAGCUUUCGUGAUCUACAUCUCCAUACGUGAGGCUUGUACAGUGAGAGAAAGGUGUAGGACUCGUUUCCUCCUCUGGCGAUAUUACGAGUAUCGAUACGAAGUCAUGUCUCAGCCUUCGGCUCUUCGGUUGAUACUAGGCUUAGCCAUUCUUGUAACAACUACUCAGGUCGCAAGAGCACAAGUUGUUUCAUCUUCUGUCGCACGACUAGGCUCAUUUUUAUGGAACUAUGAAGCAACUGGAAUCUACCCACCGUCUUACAACUUACCGGCGCAAGUUUCUAUCCAGGUAAGAAUCGACGCCAGUGCCGACUCCGACACUAUCACUGGCACCGGCCUGUGGGAGAUCACCAUCUACGGCAACCGCGAGGCAGAUGGCUCUGGUACCGACCGGUACGACGAGCAAACCGAUUUCCUCGCGGACGACCAGCGGGCGCAGAGCUUCUCCCCUACCGACAGCCUGGCCUUUCACCAGGGUACACCCUUCGACCUGAGCGGGUUGGCCUGCGGCCUCUUGGGACCCUACUUCUGUGUAGAGGUCAGCCGCGCGGCCGGCGCGUCCAUGGGGUUUAGCCUGGAGCCGGGAAAGUGGGUCGGCUGCCGGUCCACACCAUGUUAUUUUCCAGAAGAGUCAGCUGAUUCCAAACUCGACGUCAGCUUCUCCGACCUUCAACUAAACACGCUGGAAGCCCCACACGUUCCCCAAGACGAACCGGCCGAUCUCGUCCUGGUGAUCACCGCAGUGCUUGCUACUGACUCCCGCCGCUACUUAGACGGCACAGGUCUCUGGAAAGUGUCCCUCUUCGGCAGCAAGUCGACCAACGGGUCCGGGACCGACCGGUACGACGAGCGGUCACAGGUGCUGACCACCGCCGAGAACACGGACAAGAGCCUACAGGGCCAGCCGCUGGAGAUGACCAUCCAGACCCAGUUCCUGCUGGGAGGGGUGGGCUGCGAAGAUUACCCCUACUUCUGCAUCACGAUAGACAAAGGAGACGACCCACAGCCGGACUUUGGCAUCGUUGGACCUAUCACCCACUGUCAGGAUGUCGAGUGCCUGUAUCCCGAUGAAACGCCGAUCCCCACGGCCCGUUUCGUCAAGAUUGAGCUAAGCCUGGAACUCCCGGCCGACUACCCUUUCGAUGAGCCUACCGAUAUCAACCUCAAUGUGGCGCUGACACCCAGCCAGAGUCCCCAGGUACCUACCUCCAUCAUCGAGGGUACGGACCUCUGGAGGCUGGCCAUCUACGGCAACGAGAACUCCGAUGGGUCUGGCCCAGAGCGCUUCGACGAGCGUGCCCAGGUGUUGAGCGACACGGACCAAGACGCCCGCCUCUCUCCCUCGAAUGGGCUCAUCUUCAAUGUGACCACCCAAUUCGUAAUCGGGCGGGUCGGAUGCGACGAUUUGCCCUACCUCUGUGUGCAGUUUGGCAAGGGUUACAGUCCCGUGCCCGACUUCGUCUUCGAUACACUAUUGAUAGGAUGUCUUGAGGUCCCCUGCACUCAAAUACCACUCCCCGUCGCCAGACUAGGAGCAUUAUCAUUCAAUCUCACCAACGUCGGCACUGGCCCGUACGGGGAGCCCGUCCCCAUCAGUUUGGAAGUCCAUGUUGGAGCCAGCCAGUCCGCCACCACGGACCCGAUCCUAGGCUCUCGCCUGUGGCAGCUCUCCAUCUACGGUAGCGGUCAGGCUGACGGCUCCGGCGACGACCGCUUCGAUCAGCAGUCCGUCCUGAGCAAGUGCCAGACGGACAAGUCGCUUCUCCCCGGGGAACCCCUGCAAUUCGAGGUGGAUGCCGAGUUUAUAAUCAGCGGAGUUGGAUGCUACGACUACCCGUACUUCUGUUUGAAGUUCGAAAAGGGCGCCGAUCCACAGCCGGAUUUUAUCAUGUUAGAUCAACCGAUGGCGUGCAAGGAGCUCACGUGUACACCUCCACCGGUGCCGCGAUUGAUCGUCAGCGGGCUGAGCUUACAGGUCAAGUCCGGCAGUCCCACCUACGUCAAGGCCGGCCAGGACGGUGCUGCCAACUACCUCAAGUUCCGCCUGGAAGUGAUCUACGACAAACGCCAGGUCGGAUACAUCAGCGGUUCCGGACUCUGGGUCGUGGCGCUGUGGGGAAGCGCAAACGCCGAUGGUAGUGGACACAAGGUUUCUCACACGCCCAACACGCUGAGAACUCUCCAGACCAGGCUCGCCGUCACCCUUGGCAACGACUUCUACUGGCCCGGCGUGAAAAACCACUUCGAUAUGACGGCGGUAACGUGCGCCGAAGUUCGCUACAUCUGCGUCAAGCUGAGCCGCGGCAGCGUAGCGGCCGAUGUCUACGAGUUCUUGACACAGCCUGAGUCGUACGUACCCCAGACAUGCGUCCAGAUGGGAUGCUCCUAAAUCUAGAGUUUCGCUUUACUUUGGAUUUAUUUGCCAUAGUUGUUGUAUUUUUGGCGACGAAAUUGUUUUGCUUGUAUAGCUCCACGGAAUUGGUUGGGUAGAAAUUAUUCCGUUUUUGUGAGGAAGAAAAAAUAAUAGUGGCUCAAUUGUUGGCAUAGGCCUACGCGCAUGACAAAGUAGGACGAACUAAUAAAUACCAACAGUUUUCUUUAACAAAUAAGAUGUUUAACAAUAUCAAAGACCGUAUAUCAGCUCAUUGUUUGAGUUGAAUUAUUAGAAAGUGUUUUCUUAAAAUCAAUCAAACUUUGAAUUUUCUUUUACAGAAAUUGUGGUGGAGGUAUCAUUGAUUCACACAAUUAUCGCGCCAUUUUAAGACCUUGACUGACCUGAUAUAAGUUUCUAUGUGAGGAAGCAGAAUAUAUUAUUGAAGCUGUCACAGUGUGAGAUAAUAAUCAGCAUUUUUGAGAUAUGGCGGACACAAUAAAAGGGCGGUAUUUGCUUUGGGUAAAUGGGGGUUAAUCAAAUAAAAGACUGCGCCCACAUUUUAUGUCCAACAUUAUCUAGAAAAGGUUAAUGAUUUAGCAGAUAAUGAUAUGAGUCUGUCAUUGAAUGAUUGGAGGUGCAUAUUGCAUAAUUGAAGAAUUAAACUUGAACAGAAUUAAUAGUUAUUGAACAAGGAACUGGUUACUUGGAAUGUACGGGUUUAUGGUUAUUGACUAGCGCCCCUUGAAC
This is a messenger RNA of Patiria miniata (bat star), 3778 nucleotides long. RefSeq lists its product as uncharacterized. The transcript has 8 exons. The coding region runs from base 653 to 3046 and encodes 797 amino acids. NCBI's taxonomy places the organism in Eukaryota, Metazoa, Echinodermata, Asteroidea, Valvatida, Asterinidae. The record is from RefSeq and is a predicted model, not a curated record.